AUGGGUGCACAAAGCAAGCUGCUUGAUCCGCUGCGCAUUUCGUGCCAGGAGUUUCAGCAUCCCUGGACGGACAAAUGUGUAAAUGCCACAGCUGGCAUAUUGCUUUCGGCCACGCCAUACUGUCUACGUGUCUACACCAUAGUGUAUGCAUUCUCGCUGCUAAUGCGACAUCGUGUACCAACGCUGCAGGAUCUGCGACGCACUCUUCUGGGCAUUCUUCAAUCGACCGCAUUUCUGGUGACGAAUGCCUACACUUUCAUCCUGUACAAUUGUCUGUUGCGCAAUCUGUUGGGACGCUACUACUUCAGCACCGUUGCGUUCGUGCCCUCUUUUUUCUCGUCGCUCACGGCCAUUUUGGUCGAGCGUCCGGCGCGUCGUCCACUGCUGACACUCUAUGUUGCCAACGUGGCCACUGAAGCACUCUGGAAAAUGGCCGAGGCACGCAACUGGGUGCAUCCCAUUCCCCAUGGACAAACAUUGAUAUUUGCGUGCAGCAUGUCCGCACUGCUGUAUCUGUAUCGCUUGAGCGCCACCGAUGACUCCAUCUUCAACAUUUUGCGCAUUUUUGUGGGCAAGGAUGAGGCCGGUCCGAUUGUCAAGAUUGAGCACAUGCUACCCGGUGAGCAGCCAGCUCCUUCGCGGCUGCGACCCACAGUUAAUUUUACCACCGCCGCCGAUUGGGUGCGCAUUUACACCAAUCUAAUCCGCGGCAGAAAUGACAGCUGCCGCCACAAGUCCAGCUGUAUCAGUAAUGCCAUUGUUGGUGGCUUGCGUCCCUUUGCCGGCGGCGUCGCUCUGCAAGUGGCUCUCAAACUGGUGAUGAAUAUAAAGAGCGUGUUUCAAGGCAAGAUGCUGUGGCGCAAGCAAAUCUUCAAUAGAAACACCCUGCAACUGGGCGUUUUCAUGGGCAGUUUCUCGUUUCUAUUUAAGUCCAUGUCCUGUUUACUGCGCCACUGUUUCGAUCGAGAUGAGGCUCUCUUUGCCAUACCCGCAGGUCUGGUGGCCUCACUCGCCUUUACCCAGUACCCCGACAAUACCGUCGCCUUGUACGUUAUGUGGAAGGCUAUACAAAUACUCAGCGGCAUUGGUCAGGAACGGGGUAUUCUGCCACGUAUACCCAACUUUAUGAUGUAUAUGUAUGCAUUUUUCACAGCGGUGCUCUUCCAUACCGGCAUUGUGGAGGCGCAGUCAUUGCGACCCAAUUACUACAAAUUUCUGCAGGCCAUAUCGGGCGAGAGACUCAACAAGUUCAAUUUGAGCGCCUUUGAUGUCUUCGGUUUAAAUACACAGCAGCAGACGAACGAAAUGCUCAAAAGCCUGAAAAUCAUCGACAAGCUGUCGCUGCCAGCAUUCUCAUUUGCCUCCUGAGCGAGCACACGAUUGAAGUCGAACUGAAACGUGCCAGCAAAUGUGUUACCAUAAUAAGUCUCAGCACUUAAAGUGCGCAUAUAUUCCGCGUUCGAUACGCCUCUCAUCAUCAUAACCGAAUUAUAUUUAGUAUAUAGGUACUGUAUAUAUAUAUAACUAUGUAAAGCACUCAAUUGUGUUAAGUGGCCUCGGUGUAUAUUUAGGUAGUAUGAGUGUUUAUGACAAAUAAUUGACUUUUUUUUCUACCAGUUUCUUAAUAAAACAAAUAUCAACAAAACUA
Molecule: messenger RNA, 1648 nt
Organism: Drosophila grimshawi
Lineage: Eukaryota; Metazoa; Arthropoda; Insecta; Diptera; Drosophilidae
Product: transmembrane protein 135
Exons: 4
Coding region: 1-1368 (455 amino acids)
Source: RefSeq, a predicted model, not a curated record